Molecule: messenger RNA, 2001 nt
Organism: Sturnus vulgaris (Common starling)
Lineage: Eukaryota; Metazoa; Chordata; Aves; Passeriformes; Sturnidae
Gene: CFAP206
Product: cilia and flagella associated protein 206
Biological process (GO): regulation of flagellated sperm motility; sperm axoneme assembly; regulation of cilium beat frequency
Cellular component (GO): axoneme; ciliary basal body
Source: RefSeq, a predicted model, not a curated record
UUGGCGGCCCGACCCUCGCUGAAGUGAAUGUAACCCGGUUAAGGCGUGUGUGCUUGGCCAGCAUGUCCGGCGAGCGGACCCAAAGUGUCAUCAAGAGAAUAAUCCGCCAGGUCGGCCUGGAGUGCGCUGCCCAAGGACAAAGCCUCUCGGAAACCUUGGUGGCCUUCAUGGUGAAAGCUGUUGUUUUAGAUCCAAGAAAUGACUUUAAUAUGGAUCAAAUCCUUACGGAAAAUGAUAUGCAGGAUCUUAUCCAGCUCUGUGUUACCAGACUGCUUGACACAACAAACCCAUCCCUAAGCACAAUUAAGAUGCAAGUUUACUUUGAUAUGAACUAUGCAAGCCGAGAUGAAUUACUGAGUGAGCAGGAGCGUGUUCUGGAAGGAAAACUGGCUCCUGUGGUUAGAGCUAUCACAGAGAGCCAUCCACGUGUACAAGAAGACACAGAGAAUGUGUAUCAAAAGAUUGUUACUUAUGCACUGCUGAGAUCUGGCCUGGGAUCCCCAACAGAUAUUGAAGCUGUCAGGGAGGUAACAGCUGCCUUGCAGAGUGUAUUCCCCCAGACAGAGAUGAUUACUUUCAUCUCACUCAGUAAGAAGGACAAAGAACAACAGCUGAAAGAUCUUGCCAUGCUAGUCUCAGGAAUUCGUUUGUACAACAAGCAGUGCCAGAAAGGAGGAAGCGGCAUUGAUGACUUGCCAGACAUGCUGAACGAAGCCAUUCUGUUGGCUACAUGGACUCUCGAUGAAAAUCUGAAUUCCUGCAAGCUGCUAGCUCACCGCUACACAGCCCUGCUGGAAUUCAUGCAGGAAGACACCCACAGACACUCCCAGCUUAGUUCUUUAAAAUUAAAAGAAGCACUAUUCAAUGUGAGACAGUACGAAGCCUUCCUUUGCAUCCUUCAGUCUAAUAUAAUUACAAAUGCUCAAGAAGUUGAAUCGUUGAAUGUUCAGUUUGAAGCAGCAAUGAUGGUAUUGAAAAACACAGUGGAGGAUAAGACUUCCAUAGAGUUCAAAGAAGUUUUUCCUCUGUUUAUGGAACUUUCUAAGCUUUGGACCAGCUUUCAGGAUGAAAUGCUACUGCUAAGCUUCCUCACAAAUAUGGCUAACAAUCUGCAACAAUUCUUGGAAACCCAGUCACAGCUUUUUCCAGAGGAAAUGCUAACCUCUCUUCUGGAAGGAAUGACUGUGAAAAGUGAUGAAGAAAGGAUAAAAGAAACCAUGGAAACCAAAGUGAAUGUUUCUGAUUUCAAGAACCAAGAAUGGCUUUUUCCAGAGACUACUGAUAAUUUUGAUCAGUUGCUAAUCCAGUACCAUGGUUUCUGUGCACAUUCAAUUGGUGUGAAAGGUAUCACUCUUCCAGGAAAUCCUGCUAUUGGAAUUUUGAAGCACAAGGAGAAAUAUUAUGUUUUUAGUUCAAAAGAAGCUGCAUACCUCUUUGCUCAAGAUCCAGAUAAGUUCAUUCAAUUGAAUGUAGAAAAAGCAAAAAAAUAUGCAGAGCUAAUUCAACUGCUUGAGCUCCAUCAUCAGUUUGAAUACCUUGUUCCACAUGCACAGGCCAGAAAUGCAAGCAGAGGUUCACUGAAACCACCCCCAAAACGUGACAGUGGCACUCAAACUGAUACUCAUAUCUUGCCUCCAACUAUUGUGAGAUCCUAUGAAUGGAAUGAAUGGGAACUGAGAAGAAAAGCUAUAAAAUUGGCCAACUUGCGCCGCAAGUUGACUCAUUCCAUGCAGACUGAUCUCAGCCACAUGAGAAGAGAGAACUUCACCCAAGUGUACUUGCCAAAAGAUGCUGGCACCCAGACUAAGCGUGACAACUCAAGCAAUGUACCCAAACCCCAGAUUUUCUUGAAAGGCCUCCGAGGAGGACCAUCUCCCACUACUCAUAUGGUCACAGUAGACUUAACAAGACCACUGGAUGAAACCUAAGUGAAAAUGAGAAACCUGAAGGCACACCUUGAAUGUGUAUAAAAAUCCCAUAAUAUAUCUGAUUUUAAACACU